Molecule: messenger RNA, 1089 nt
Organism: Branchiostoma belcheri (Belcher's lancelet)
Lineage: Eukaryota; Metazoa; Chordata; Leptocardii; Amphioxiformes; Branchiostomatidae
Exons: 5
Coding region: 1-1089 (362 amino acids)
Source: RefSeq, a predicted model, not a curated record
AUGGCGUCCACGACGGUCAAACCGCCCUCAUCGAAAAACUCAACAGGUGAUAACAACUACGCCUUUGGCAUGCAGACAGUCUACCCCAUGAAGAUGACAGGAGCCGGGAUCAUCAUCACCACGGCUGUCUUAGUCUUUAUAGUCUGCCUCAUCAUCAUCUUAAAGAUCAUCCACCUCUUAUGGACGCCCGGUGGGAAGACACCAAGACGCAGGAAAAAGUCAGCCGACUCCGGGGUCCCGUGGCUGAAGAGGAUGAGCAUGAAGUUGACUAGGAGGAACAAGUCGCCCACGGAUGGAGACCACGACGCCACCGACCGCACCGUUUCCAUGACGCUGUCGGAAAAAGAGGCGGAAUCCCGUUCGGACACGCCAACCGUCACGGCGAACACCAAGCGGAAGCAGUCCAACUGGUCUGUCGUGUCACACAUCGGGAAGGUAACGUUCGGGAAGAAGAGAAACAAGUCGUCCAAGAAGGAAAAGGGCGACAAAAAGGCGUCAAUCAAAGACAAACAGGAGAGAAAGGGGUCGAAGAAGGACAAGGGGGACGCUAAUAAAGAUUCAGACAAAGGAAAUGUGGAUAGGAAGGAGUCGGUGAAGGAGAAGAGAAGGGAAUCAAAGAAAGAGAAAAGUGAGAGGAAGCUGUCAAAGAAAAAGUCGACGAAAGACCGAAUGAUGCUGAAAGCCCUGCCGUUGUUCAGCCUGUCGCAAGUGUACGUAGUGAACAUCCAGGGCUGGGUCAUCCUACUGUCCGUGCUGCUCGGACUGGCCAUCGUCGGCUGUCUGAUCCUAGUCAUCGUCUUUAUCGUACAGGACUUCACAGGCUCGAAGACGGAAGACGAUGAUGACACAUCCAGCUCAGGCUCGUCUUCAGACUCUGAUUCUUCAUCCUCCUCCUCCUCCUCCUCUUCAUCAUCAUCUUCAUCUUCGUCGUCUUCGAGUAGCUCGAGUGUAGAGAUGGACCAGAAGGAGUGGCGCAGGUUCAGCAGGAAACAGACACAGAAACAUCUGGAGGCGCAGAUGCAGCUGGCGAGGAUGAACUCCCUCAGACGGAUGCACGCGCAAGCUCUGGUCCUGGACGAUUCGGACUAG